CCACGCCGCGGCGGCGGCUGCAGCCGCAGCCUCCAUGGGGAUGGAGUCCUCGGAGCUGGUCGCGGUCGCCCAUUACCAGGCGCAACAGCUUCAGCGGCAAUUGUUGGCCGAGCAGUCGGGUCCGGGCGGCAUGUUGCCGCCGGCUGCUCAGCCUACUGGUGGAGGCUUGACGCAGUCGCUACAGCAGCCGCAGCAAGCUCAGUCUCAGGGCCAAGAUCCGCUGCAAAGCCUGAUGCAACAGCUCAUCUGUUUGCAACAGAUCGAAUACUUUUUCGCACAGCGUGGUCACAAGUGAGAAUUCGAUUCGUCGCCGACCGAGGAGAGGAUUGAUGACGAUCGUGCGAGGAGGAAGAUGUGAUCGGGUUUCCCUUUUUUUUUUUUUUUUUUUUCUUUUUCUCGAGAGGGGAGUGACCAAAAAUUUCUCCCCACUCUGGCGAGAUGGAACACGAGGGGGAACUCUCCGUGAUGAAGACGAGAAAGUGGAGAAGUGCGCGCCUACGUCACAUCGACGACGUUUAGACGACGACUUCGUUCGUGUUUUACGACCAUGAUACUUUAAAUAACACGUGUUGUUGUGAUCCACUCUGUUCGAGAUACGCUGUUAUUAAUUUUCGAGGCUGAGAAUGGACGCGCAGUUUUCCGUUCGAGGUUUUUCCCGAUACGCGGAAUACACCAGGUACUACACAGUACGAGACGCAAAAUAUAUACGUAUGUGUAUACAUGUAUAUGUAUGUAUAUAUGUAUAUGUAUAUGUAUAUCUAUACACGAGCAAACACUUAUCGUCGGUCGAUCCUCGAAUGGAGAAAGGGGAGGUGCGCGGUGUCUCCGAAUUCGUCGAGCUGCAAAGGAGGCAGCCGAUCCGAAAUCAAAACGCAUCCGCGUGGCGUUUCGAUGUCAGAACGAUCCGAAAUACCAUUAGCGAGAAUCGUGAAACCCGGCCCCUUUGAUCGAGAUUAUACAAAAGGGGGGAGGGGCCGAUCGUUUAGCGUGUGAUAAAACAUUAAUGUCAAAUGAAACAAAGUAUGUAAGAAAAUAAAAGAAUAGAAAGGGGAGGAUGAUUGGACUGUCGGUGGUGAAACGAAAUGGAAGAGGCAGAAGAAGAAGUAGAAGAAGAAGAAGAAGAAGAAGAAGACGAAGAAGACGAAGAAGAGGAGGAGGAGGAGGAGGAAGAAGAAGAAGAAGAAGAGAAACACACGAUAAAAUAAUGGGGGAUGAUGAUAAAGUUGAACGUAAUACGGUACGCCGCGCACGGCAGGGACGAUCGUUCGCUCUGGUGCGAGCUGUGAAUGAAUCUCUAUCCGUCAACAGUAUUGAUAUAAUUAAUAGAAUAAAUGAAUAUAAAAUAUUGUAAGAGGUAUAUCGUAAGUACGUAUUGUGCAAGCGUAUGAUGCGAGAUAUAGGAAAGAGCGAAAGAAUGUGUGUGUGUGUAUGAGUAUGUGUAUGUGUGUGUGUGUGUAUGAGAGAGAGCGAGAGCGAUGUGAUAUAUCGAAUUGGAUGACGAGAGGGUGUGGGUGUGUAAGAGACCGGAUUAUCUCUUUUUAGAUUCGAAAUGAAUUUUUAAGCGCGGAGCCCGAUCGAACGCCAACGCACAGGCCCUGAUUGCCCCUGCGUACAACAAUCUUUCGAACAUUUUAUCCUUUUUAUUGUUGCUAUUCUUUACCUCGAUGACGAGAAAGUUGAUGAAACGAGAGGGAUGAUGAAAGUGUUCUUUUUUUUUUUUUUUUUUUUUUNUUUUUUUUUUUUUUUUUUUUUUUCGUUUCUCUCCUCGUACGACACGAGACGAAAAAGAUGGCCGUUUUUUAAUUUUCCAAUGUGAACGUUCGAGAGCGAGUCGAGAUCGGUAUAUACGAGACACGUCGUUGUUUCUUUCUUUCUUUGAGAAAAGAAAAAAAAAA
Apis laboriosa (Himalayan honeybee) is the source of this 1895-nucleotide messenger RNA. RefSeq lists its product as uncharacterized. The record is from RefSeq and is a predicted model, not a curated record. NCBI's taxonomy places the organism in Eukaryota, Metazoa, Arthropoda, Insecta, Hymenoptera, Apidae. The transcript has a single exon. Bases 35 to 295 code for a protein of 86 amino acids.